AUGGCCAAUGCAUUGGAAAAAUAUUCUAAAACAAAAUUUAAAAAAGAUAUAGUUGUUGAUACUGAGCAUUACACCCCCUAUAUUCGAAAAUUAGGCGGUGAAGCUAAAGAUAUUCCCUUCACAAUUCAGCUGCCUUGGGAACAACUAAACUCUUGGUAUCAAACCAAGCAAAGCGUACUAAUCGAAUAUUCAUAUGUGCAAAUUUUAAAUGCAUUUCUAUGUAAACGAUAUCCUACGAAGAUUCAAGAAAGAAUCAAGGAGAACUUGCGGAAAAGUUGCUCUCGGGCUGCACAGAAAAUCAUCAGGACAAGGGGGAGAAAACGGGAAGAUGUGCUCGGGAAAGUUACAAGUUUUGCUGUGCAACAGAACGAACUUGUAACAGCUCAAACGGUGAGUGUCUUGCAAAGUAAUAUAGUAUGA
Molecule: messenger RNA, 420 nt
Organism: Paramuricea clavata
Lineage: Eukaryota; Metazoa; Cnidaria; Anthozoa; Malacalcyonacea; Plexauridae
Source: the annotation of a GenBank genome assembly